UUUUAUCUCGCUUGACACAGAUAAGGGGAGGGUUGGUGUCUGUCAUUGUGAUGUGAGCCCGAGGCUGAAGUCCAGCUGUAACUGGGCAGGAGAGUUUGUGUGAACGGACCUGCAGUCGACAGCCCUGUUUACAUUCUGGUGCUUUUCAUUCAGUAAGUGUACUAACACAGCAGGAGCGUGGGAGAAGAUCUGGGUACCGAGGACACCAUAUCUCUACUCUCUCGCCUCUUCACUGAAGGAAAGUGAAGGAUGAAGUGUGUGAGUCGCUGGCUGCCGGCAGUGGCCCUGCUGCUGCUCAGUGUGGCCGGAGUUGACACGGAGCAUCUCCAAGCUGAGAACCUGGAUCUCCUUCCCCCAGAUGAGCACAACCUGGUCCUGAAUCGUGGAAUGAGAGUGCUGCCCAGAGACUGCCACGAAAUGCUGAUGACCUCUUCGGGCCAGGCCAGAGACGGGGUGUACCUGAUCCAACCAGGUGACUCCCCCAUCGUGGCCUACUGUGCCAUGCAAGAGGGAGGCUGGACUGUGGUGCAGCAUAUUACCGUCAAUAGCAGCGUGAAUUUCGAUCGCACCUGGGUCGAGUAUAAGCACGGCUUCGGGGCUGUAACUGGUGAUCACUGGCUCGGGAACGAAUACCUUCAUCAGCUCACCCGCGGCCCCGGGCGCUAUAAACUGGGAGUAAAACUAGUGGACCGAGAUGCCGUCACCAAGACAGGAGAGUAUGAUCCAUUCCUGGUGGAGGAUGAAUCAUCAGCGUACAGGCUGAGGCUGGGGUUGUUCCAGGGCACAGCUAUAGACGCUCUGACUCUGGACACAGAGAACUACCUGCAUGACAACCAGAGAUUCACCACUAAAGACAGAGACAAUGACAACUACUUCCAAAACUGUGCUAAACUGGAGUUUCAGGGGGUGCCGGGAGGAGGUUGGUGGUAUGACGCCUGUGCUGGUGCCAACCUCAAUCGCAGAAAUGUCAUUUACUGGCAGAAGGACUGCAACAAGGAGCGACUUUGCAAGUAUGCAUGGAUGAUGGUGAGACCAUCAGACACAGUUAAACUGGUUCAAAGCAGAGACUGCAAGAAGGAUGAGCUGUAAGGACACGGGAUUUCUAAGACUCUACGAUGCUGGGUUUGGCAACUAAGGCCAAGAGGUUAGGGGGUUACAUCAGUAACCUCCUAAUAGCAAUUAAACUGGACAUUAAAUUCACCACAUUUUAUUCAGAAAUGCAUGAACAUGUUCACAAAAUACUGAAAAGAACAAAUCAAAACAAAAAAAGAAUCACUAACUCUGAACACAGUAUAAAAAUGCAGUACGGUUUAGCUCUAGCUUUGUUUCCAUCGAUCAACAGGUCAACACAUGAAGCAAAGCAUCUCGUCAGUCCCCAAAUUGCAAGUGCAGAUUUCUGCUUCAUCACAGUUACAAAAAAGUGUUUCAUGACAUUAUAGCUUAUGACACAUGUAACAUUUUUUUUUAUCUGCAUGUCAUCUCUCAUCCAGUGUUUACACAGAGGAACAUUUCACAAACAGCAUUUUAUUUGCCACAGCACAUUACAAGUUUGCCAGAAAUACAAUGAAGAUAUGACGACAUACUGAUUUAGCUACAGUAAUUCCGAGAAAACAAAUACUGUAUUUCAAUGCUCAAAGAAAGAGAAAAUAUCCUGAGGAUGAAGACUAAUAAACAGAU
Molecule: messenger RNA, 1677 nt
Organism: Epinephelus moara (kelp grouper)
Lineage: Eukaryota; Metazoa; Chordata; Actinopteri; Perciformes; Serranidae
Exons: 3
Coding region: 250-1089 (279 amino acids)
Source: RefSeq, a predicted model, not a curated record